This is a messenger RNA of Caenorhabditis angaria, 1575 nucleotides long. Lineage: Eukaryota; Metazoa; Nematoda; Chromadorea; Rhabditida; Rhabditidae. The record is from the annotation of a GenBank genome assembly.
AUGCAAAUUCUAGUCCCCCCAGCGUGUUUUGAUGCUCAAAAAUUCCAACUCGAAAAAUACGAUAGCUCGAAAGAUUCGGCCAAUAAAACACUUCGAUUCGGGCUACCAUGGUUUUGGCGAAAAAAGGAAACACAAAAUAGCUUUCAUUAUUUUUAUUCUUGAUGAUUUCUGCCCUUAUUUUCAGCUUUAUUUUGCUUGAAACAGUGAGAUUUUUCCCAAGAUUUUUAGAGCCAAUUUUAAAAAAUUCCAGAUCUGCUGCUACCAGAUUAUCCUGAUCUAUGGAACAUUGAAUGUGUCGGAUGUUUUAAGCACAACAAAUUCAGAUUCAUAUGAAUCAUGUUCAAAUGUAUGUUUAUCAAAUAUAAAUUGUGUUUCUCUAUUUUAUAUUCCAUCUUCUCAAUCUUGUUCUAUUUAUUCUAUUUAUCAAGUCAAUUCCUAUCACAAAAAUGAUAGUUUGGAAACUAUUGUUGGAAUUAAGGUAAGUCAAGGGGCUUCUGAGAUAGUGUAGUAUCUCAGAAAUCUUUUCCCUGAUUUAUACGUUUCAAAAUUUUCAUAUUUCAAAGAAUGCUUGAAAAAUUGAUAUGUAUUUUGAUUCUAUAAAAUGAGCAAAAGAAAUUAGGGGGACUAAAAUUUCCAUGCAAAACCUAGUCCCCAAUUCCAAUUUUAGGUUUCCCCAGACAAACUCAUCUAGUUCAACUCACUGUGUUUUUUUCCAAUGGAAAAAUGCAGUUCAUGAGAGACGCAGAGAUUUUGUGUGGUCUCGCAGCGAUUCACCUGACCGACGGGGAAGAGUACGGUUCUGCCGUUGGUCUCGCGGCGAUUUAACUUGAAAAAUUUCCCGCCGAAAAACAUGGGGUUGUCAUUGCGGAGUGACGUUUAAAAUUGACAAAUUAAGAAGAUCUCUAGAACCUCUAGCUUAUCGAAACCAAUAAAAUCAGAGGGACUAGAAUUUGCAAAACCUAGUCCCCCAUCAUUUUCUUCCAGACAAACACUUCUAGUUCAACCUGCUCUUCUUCAUUUUCCGAUGUCAAUUUAUCCGGUGAUGUAAAUGGAAUCGCAUAUCAAUUUUCAAGUUCAGAUUCCACUUUCAGUCAUGAAACUUGUCCUGAUGGAUAUAAACAAUUUACACGAACUCGUGGAAUUUGGUGUAUGAAAUUGAUCUAUGAAACAGCAACAUUCCCAUUUGAUUUUGAUUACUGUGAAAAAAAUGAUGCACUUCCAACAGGCUUCGAUAAUUCAGCUGAAGUUGCAUACAUCACUUCAGAAAUUGUGUCACUUUCCCUAACUGGAAGUUAUUUCGGCAUGGAUGGUUUGCGAAGUCCUUCAUGCUAUAAUUCCAGCGCUGUUUGGUGUGAUGAUUAUAUCUGGUCGAAUAAUUACACAAGUUAUCCCACUUUAAUCAAUUGGCUGGCUGGUGAACCUUCCAGAUAUACUUCUGUAUAUCAGGAGGAUUAUAUGACGAUUAUUGUGAUUAGUGGCGGUUCGGAAGUCAAUAUUUUCAAUGAUGCUUCGUAUGCCGCGUGGAUUCAGGGAUUUGUGUGUGGAGUUCCGUUGGGAAAUUGGGAUUUUGAUUGA